AUGGCCUUCGCAAAUUGCGGUACUUUCAUCCUGGCGCACACCGGCCGCAAAGAGGACUUGCCUCGAACAAAGCCACCUCCGAAGGACCAGGCCCGGAUCAGCUUCUUGCUCUUCUUCCUCUUUUUGCGUUGUGGCGGAGCUGCUGGCUCCGGGAAGUGCAGCCUCAGCGCGGGCCCCGGAAUGGCGGCGUCUCGGGUGCGGCCCUGUUCAAUCGGACCCACUGGCCCAACGUGCCUCUUUCAGCGCCUCUUCUUUCAUUCGCUGUUCCUGACCUGGCUGGCAUGGCUGGCCUGGAGUCCCAUUGAGGGCAUUGGGAGGGUGUUCACCAGCCCAGUGACGGACCAGAAGUCACGCGUCAGACUCCGCUUCAACGACGGGGACAAGGAGUGCGAAGAUGUCCAUCGCAAGAAGACACGGCACAUGAGGGGGGAUGAGGGGGAUGAGGGGGAUGAGGGGGACCUCCGAGCGGCAGGAUCUCUGCAAACAGAGUCGGCUCGAUCGGCUGGAUAUGACUACGACGACCUGCCCAGGGAGUUUGACCGCGAAGUUCUCCUGAAUUUCUUCAGUUCAAGACCCGCAGAAAUUGCCUGGCGAUGGUCGGAGAUCUGCGGCGAGCUGUGGCCCGUAUGGACACUGUGGCACGAGGAGGAGACGAUGCCGGACACAUCGAAGAGGACGCGGGGCGCAAGGUUGCGCGAAGCCCUGUCCAAGCUGGGCCCCGUCUUCGUGAAGAUCGGGCAGACUCUCUCCGAAAGACCGGACCUCAUCGGUGAUGAAGCCUGUGACGAGCUGAAGCUGCUGCAGCAGGAGAAUGAGCCCUUCAGCACGGACGUGGCCUUUGACAUUAUCCUUGAGGAUCUGCGCCACAACGGGCCCCUCACACCCGGUGGAUACGGUGGACACACGGGAGACAGCAACGAUCCCACAGCGCCACCGCUGCUGGCCGAGAUCUCCGCAGAGCCUGUGGCCGCAGCUUCGCUGGGCCAAGUCUACUAUGCCAAGACGCUGGAUGGCCGAGAAGUUGCUAUCAAAGUACAAAGGCCCGGGAGCUUGCGCCAGGUGGCGCUUGACUGGACGUGUUGGGCCCUUGGCCUCAUGGCGAUGGACAUCUACUGGGGUGGCCAGGGCGAUGAGAUUCCGAAGAUCGCGGACGAAGUUGCCCAAGGCGUCUUCAAAGAACUGGACUACCACAAUGAGGCUCGAAAUGCAGAGAUCUUCCUGAAGAAGCACAAGUUCUUGCCUUUUGUCACUGCUCCACAGUGGGUGCCGGAACUAACCGGACCAAAGGGGACAGCCCGGGUGCUGACCCUUGAGUGGAUCCACGGGCGCAAGCUGCAAGACAUUGAAAGCCAGGAGGAAAGAAUGCAGAUGGUGGACAUGGCAGUGGAGGCUUGCGUCUCAUCCUUGGUCUUCACCGGCUUCGUCCAUGCCGAUCCACACGCGGGGAACAUGCUUCUGACAGAGGAUGGACGUCUGGCAUUUCUAGACUUCGGCCUUAUGGGAACGGUUGAGCCCCGCAUUAUGGAGGGCUUCGCUGCGGGAAUUCAGCACUUGCUGGCCGAGCGCUGGUUGCCACUUGCCAAAGUCAUGCAAGAUGUGGGCUUUAUGGCCGUGGGCGAGGAAGGCGGCUUCAAGAAGGUCGUCGAUCCCACCGCUCGGGUCUUCGAGUACACGAGCUGCCCCGACGAGGAGUUCGCUGCGGCGCUGGAGGCAUCGAUGAAAGCGGAGGAAGGCGGCCUGAGCCGCUUUGGCGCUCUGGCGGGGGCUCUCACAAAGCUCUCGGACAGAUAUCACAUGACCAUGCCAGGCUACAUCAUCCUCUUCAUCCGGACUUUCUUGACCUUGGAAGGGAUCGCUGGGGUCGUGAAGCCGGACUUCAACAUCUAUGAAGCAUCCUUGCCCUAUGCGCUACAACGAGCUCUCUCUCCCCAAACUGAGGAGGCGGUGGCCGCGCUGCGCGAGACCUGGGUGACGGAGACGGGCGCGCCGCGCUGGGACACGCUGGAGGCCUUGGCCCAGAGCUUGGCCCGGAGCGCCGACAGCGGCGCGAGCGGCGCCGAGAUCAAAGAGGAGGGCACUCCGGGCUACGGCGAGGUUCUGCGCCGGGUCGUGGCAUCUCCGGAGGGCCGCGCGCUGCGGCGCAUCCUUGUGGACUUGGACUCUCGGGCGGUGCUGCUGGGCCUGGCAGGCCCCAAAGGGGCAAAGCUCCGAUCCGUGGCGUCCCAAGCCCUCGCCGGACACCUGAAGAACUUCAAGGCCUCGAAGAGCAAGCCGACGAGCAAGCCGAAGGGCAAGCCGAACAGGAAAGCCGGCUACGAGGCAAGGCAACUGGAGAGAGAGAAGCAAGCACUAAGGGUGAUCCGUGGUGUUCAGUUUCAGCGCUUCCGUGGCUUCCGCGCCGUGACGGCCGCCGCCGCCUUCCUGGGUCUCACAGCCAGGGUCUCCUUUUCGGCUUUGUUCAAGGCCGUUCGAUUUUCGGGAAGCAUGCCGAGCACUUCCCCUUUGCCAAAGUUGCACAUUGGGCAACCGCUAGCGGCAGUUAACCAGUUAACAGCAGCCAAGUACGUCCUCUGCACGAUGGAGUCCCGUGCGGCGCCCCGCGAAGCCUGGAGCGCCCACACUGAAGCGACGGAAAGGACAGUGGUGCAGGAACCGCCAGAAGUUUGGAGGCAGCAGCUCCAGAAAGACAUGGUUCCUCAGGAGGCUUUGGUAGCCGCUUCGAGGUCUGAGUGGAGGCGCCAGCACCGCACCCGCGAGGAGCAAGAGACGCGGUGGCGCCGGCAGUUGAGGCACCAACAGCGAGGCCCUGAAUCAGAAGGUACAUUUCAGAGUGCGGCAGAGACCGCCUCCGUCAUCCCAGCAGGACUCCGGCCAGCCAAGUGCAUUGGUGACAGCUUCCCCGACGGCAUUAAGCUUCCGCUCUUUGGGCAGGAUCUGCCGGAUCCCAUUUGGACGCUGAACACCCCGUGGUUGGAACGCCUGCGCAACGGGCCUCCGCCCCCGAAGGAGGAGACUCCGUGGUUGCAUGAGGAUGACGAGUCGCAUUUCCAAAAUGCAUUGAGCUACGCAGCAUCGCUCUGGACAACACGUUGCGCCAUUUGGCACAGCAAACACUGA
Molecule: messenger RNA, 3117 nt
Organism: Symbiodinium natans
Lineage: Eukaryota; Dinophyceae; Suessiales; Symbiodiniaceae
Source: the annotation of a GenBank genome assembly